GGUUUUUGGGUGAUAUCGGGAAUGUUUGAAUUGUCGAGGUUAAGAAUCUAUGAGGUUAGGAUUUAUCAGGAAAUUCUAUCAAUUUUAUAUUUGCAUUAUUACAUAAUGUUGUGUUGUAAUAAAUAAAAUUAUACAUAAUAACGUACGAUUUGUUGAUAGUACGAUUUUUAUUUGAAGUAAAGCCUCAUCGUUAAGUUAAAUUAUUAAUAUAAUGAAAGUACUAAGCACGACAUGGAGAAAUCUAACUGCGAAUGUACGGAGAAGUACUUCAGUGCCACAGUUCAGAAGAUUUCUUAAUAUUGCAUUCAGUGAUAAAUUUCUAUUUUGUACAAAUAUUACUAUAUCAAUAGGACUAUCAUCAGUAGGCGACCUAAUGGAACAAAGUUAUGAAAUAUUUAUCAAAGAACAAACUCAUUACGAUUUAAAGAGAUGCUCGCACAUGGCAUUCUCUGGUGCUGCAGUGGGUGUGUUGUGUCAUCAUUGGUAUAAAAUUUUAGAUAAGUUUUUAGUGGGCAAAACUGUGGACAUGGUUAUAAAGAAGUUGGUCCUUGAUCAGUUCAUAUUUUCGCCGGUCAUGAUAGUCACACUUUUUGGAAGUUUAGCUCUGUUCGAAGAGCACCCCCUUGAAAAUUUCAAGGAUGAAGUGAAAGAUAAGUUCGUGAAACUGUAUCGUGCCGAGUGGAUGGUGUGGCCACCUGCACAAGUCAUCAAUUUCUACUUUCUGCCGACGAAGUACAGAGUGCUAUACGACAACACGAUAUCAUUAGGAUAUGAUGUCUACACUUCUCAAGUCAAACAUUCUAAACCAGCGAAAACUGCAGCGAAAGAAACGGCAAACAUGAUCACUCAUGCAUCUUGACAAAGGUUUUUAAUAGGAUGUAUUGAAAUGUAUUAGUAAAUUCAUGUUGAUUAGUUUUAUAAUGGCACUUAUUGUCAAUUUGUCGUCACUCCGUUUUGGUGUGGUACGUCCUCUCAGAGUUUUCAAGUACCUCGACAUAAGCUAUGCUGUGAUAAAACGUUUACCUACGUACAAAAAUAGGUGUAUACUUAAUGUAAUCUGUAACAUUUGUAAUAUAUUUUUUUUUAUGUAUUUAUUCAAUGCCAAAUAAGUAUUUGACAUAAAAAUUUAUACACAAUA
Helicoverpa zea (corn earworm) is the source of this 1138-nucleotide messenger RNA. RefSeq names its product mpv17-like protein 2. Lineage: Eukaryota; Metazoa; Arthropoda; Insecta; Lepidoptera; Noctuidae. The coding region runs from base 212 to 859 and encodes 215 amino acids. Gene Ontology annotation, biological process: mitochondrial ribosome assembly. The record is from RefSeq and is a predicted model, not a curated record. The transcript has 2 exons. Gene Ontology annotation, cellular component: membrane; cytoplasm.